Cryptococcus amylolentus CBS 6039 is the source of this 1071-nucleotide messenger RNA. RefSeq lists its product as hypothetical. The transcript is spliced from 4 exons. Lineage: Eukaryota; Fungi; Basidiomycota; Tremellomycetes; Tremellales; Cryptococcaceae. Gene Ontology annotation, molecular function: proton-transporting ATPase activity, rotational mechanism. Gene Ontology annotation, biological process: vacuolar acidification; vacuolar transport; proton transmembrane transport. The record is from RefSeq and is a predicted model, not a curated record. Gene Ontology annotation, cellular component: fungal-type vacuole membrane; proton-transporting V-type ATPase, V0 domain; vacuolar proton-transporting V-type ATPase complex. The coding region runs from base 1 to 1071 and encodes 356 amino acids.
AUGGAAGCUCUCGGCUUCAACAUGUCUGCAGGGUACCUCGAGGGUGUUGUUCGAGGAUACAAAGGAGCCCUCCUUACCCAAAACCAGUACCACAACCUGACCCAAUGUGACAACCUCGACGACUUUCGCACCCAGCUCUCUUCUACCGACUAUGGCAACAUGCUCAGCGACCAAGCCGUACCUCUCACCACCGCCACCAUCGCCGACAAGGCUACCGAAAAGCUCAUUGCCGAGUUCCACUAUCUCCGCACCAACGCGGUCGAGCCCCUGGCGACCUUUUUGGACUACAUUACCUACGGGUACAUGAUUGACAAUGUCAUUCUGUUCACUCUGGGUACUCUGCAUGAGCGAGAUAUGAGGGAUCUGAGGGAGAGGUGUCAUCCUUUGGGGCUGUUUGAGGGUAUGGAGGCCCUCAGCGCCGCUACCAAGGUUGAGGAGCUGUACCACAGUGUGAUCGUAGAGACGCCCUUGGCGCCAUACUUCCAAGAGGCCCUGUCGGUCGACGAGAUCACGGAUCUCAACAUCGAGAUCAUGCGCAACUUGCUAUACAAGGCCUACCUGGAAGACUUCCAUGCCUUUUGCCAAACCCUCCCCUCCCCCACGUCCGAGGUCAUGUCGCGUAUCUUAUCGUUUGAAGCCGACCGCCGCACGUUAAACAUCACCAUCAACUCUAUCGGUGCUGGUCUCGAAAAGGACAAGAGGGCGCAGCUGUUCCCUACCAUUGGAAGGCUGUUCCCAGAAGGCAACAAUGCGUUGGCCAGGGCAGACGAUGUCGAGGCGGUAGUCGCGGCCGUGGACCAUAUCGCAGAGUACAAGGCGUUCUUUGAGAAGGCCGGCGUGACCUCUGGGGGCGGAGCGGGCGUGGACGAGGCGAGCUCAAGUCUGGAAGACGAAUUCUUCAAGUGGGAUGUGGAGCUCAACAAGCAGAGCUUCUUGCAGCAGUUCCAGUAUGGCGUCUUCUAUAGCUUGGUCAAGCUCAAGGAGCAGGAGGUCAGGAACUUGACCUGGAUAGCAGAGUGCAUCGCUCAGGAUGCCAAGGACCGGGUCAAUGAUUACAUAGCCAUAUUCUGA